AGACCACCUGUAACCUUAGAGCAUAUGUAUACACUUUUUCACUGUCUUGAUCUUUCCAAUUCCUUCAAUGCAGCUGUACACUGCACCAUAAGUGUUGCUUUUUGGUCAUGUUGCAGACUCAGUGAACUCAUUAUUCCAUCACAAAAUGUGUUUGAUUCUACUCACCAUGUUUCUCAUUCUGUCUCUAUCACCCAUAGGACCACCCCAGGUGGUGCCAAAUAUGCUUCAUUCUACAUUCUUUGGACCAAAACAAUGCACGGCAAAGGAGAUUUCAUUACUAUUUCUAAAAUUGAUGAUCCUAUGAACCCAUAUGACACUCUUGUACACCACAUCUCCGCUAACUCUGCUGUACCUCCAUCUGCACCCCUUUUUGCAUUUGAAACCAAAUCUGGAUGGGCACCCAUGACAUGGAUGUGGUUCCUCACUCAAUGUAACAAUGUUUGGAAGUCAGAGAGCCUUGAAACACUGUCUAGCCACUGUUUUUGGAUUGGGGGUGUGACUGAACUCCUACUCAGAGGUACCCCUCCAUCCCCACUUUCAUCACUAAUUCAAUACAAGAUUCACACAUUUCCCUUAUCAAAGCUUCCAUGGACUCUUAUGAGUGCAGAUACAGAUAGAUUUAUAUAA
Messenger RNA from Suillus bovinus, 627 nucleotides. RefSeq lists its product as uncharacterized. The transcript has 2 exons. Gene Ontology annotation, molecular function: DNA binding. The record is from RefSeq and is a predicted model, not a curated record. Gene Ontology annotation, biological process: DNA recombination; DNA integration. Lineage: Eukaryota; Fungi; Basidiomycota; Agaricomycetes; Boletales; Suillaceae. The annotation marks the transcript as partial.